UCAAGGGAUUGCUUAUUUGAAUAAUCGACUGGUCACGUGAUCAGCCCAGUUUUGCUUAUGUUUGUAUGUGGAGAUGCUCUUUUUACAGUGAAGCUAUGCAGGUCCUUUGUUCCCCCUGAGAGAAACUGAUAAAGUGAAUGUGAGUACAGCUCCACUCCUUUACGGUCUGUUUUCAUCCUCCUCUGUUCAGGGCUUGAUGGAUGACGUAGCCGCAGGUGAGAAAGGCCCUCAUUCGGAUUCAAUAUUUCGACCAAACUCCGUGGAAACGCUGAUCCUCUGACACCGCCUGCAGCGGGCUUUAUGGUAUGGAGCCUAUUGCGCCCCUUUGCUCACAGGCAGUGCUCAGGUAUUGACCAGAACAUGGGAAAAGAGAAAUGAACAACACGCAGCUCAGUAGCGCCUAAUAACAAAGGCAGCCUGCUCAGCCCGUUACCCGCCGCUUCGGCCCUGGCUGCGUGUGGAGUCCGCCACUCUGUUGUUAUGGGCUGCCCCGCCAGUGACGGGACGCGGGCCAGUAACGGCCCACAGCGAGCGAGCGGAGCGCUGCGGGAACGCUGACGCUGACCGCUCCGCCCGCGGCCGAGGCUGAUGGCCGGACGUCGUUUCAGGCUCCGAAGAUCGCCGAGUAAACGAGACGAGCGGCCGCGCGAGAGCACGGAAGAGCGAGGGCGGAGGAGGAAAGACGGUCGCUGAUGUGGAGAGGAGCAAUGGCCUCCGCGCGCGAGACGGCAGGAGCUGCUCCUCCUUCCGCUCCGCUGGGCGAUUACCGUUACUGCUGUGAGGCCGGCAUGGCGCGCGGCGGGAAUGUUACGGACUGAGGUUCGCGCGCGCUCAAAGCGAGGAGGAAUCCUCCUCACCGUGUGUAAUCCCCCCUCACUCCCCUCCCCCCACUGUCCGGCGCACACAAACACACGCGCGGCGGCGCGUCCACUUUCGGACUUCUUUUGUUUACUCAAGCAUGUGUUCAGGGUGAGAACAGGGCGCCGGAGCAAAGACCCUCGUUCUCAGAGCGCCAUGAAAACGCGUCGGACGCCCCGUGUGCACGCGUAGGGCGACUCGCGGUGACCCAUGGCAGUGGACUGUGACAGCGACAGAAGAGCGGCAGCGGCGGCAGAGCACAGGAGCCCGCGGGCCAGCGAGCGCAACGGCUACGUGAGCACGUGCGUCACCCCUCUGGAGCGGGACUGCCGCUGCGCGUGUGUGCAGGGGUGCGGUGGCCUCGCGUCUGCGGCGUGCGUCGCCUGCGUCGCGGUUUUCCUCGCGCUGCUCCUGCGGCUGGUGGACUGGGAUGCGCAGCGCGGCGGCGGCGGCGACUGCGGCGCGUGGACGGCGGCCUCUCCUUCUGCCCCUCAGCCGACUGACGGCGGCGCCCUGUGCACUCUGAUCUCGCCAGCCUUCACUCUCCUAUGUGCCUUCUUCUGGCUCGGCCUGUACCUGAUCCGCGGCGGCGCGCUCGCCGGCAGCGUCGCGCUCCUGCUGGCCGCGUGUCACGUGGGCGAGGCGGCGGCGCAGUGGCUCGUACGCGGCUCCGACGAGCAGCUGCUGUCGUUCACGGCUAGCGCGGCGGUGCUCGCGUGCGUGGCCGGCGCGGCACUCAUGGUGGUCCGCCUGGGCCAGGGCGUCUCCGUCAUCGUCUUCGUCAGCGUGGUGCGCGCCCUCGCCCUCAUCUCGCUACAGAAAGUGCGCGCGGGCUGGAGACCGUACGUGGCCUACCUGCUGGGGGUCCUCGGUGUGCUGCUGGCGCGCUAUGCUGACCGGCUGCUGCCGAAUCAGGGCGCACAGCGGCGCGAGGGCAGCGCCUCCGUGACGGGAGCGAGGGGAGACAUUCCCGUCUUUAAAAGGCGCAGGAGGUCCAGCUCCGUCGUAUCGUCAGACAUGGCACAUCACGCGCAGUCCAGCAGCAAGUCGCACAGGAGGACCUCCCUGCCAUGCAUUCAGAGGGACCAGAUGCUCCCACAGCAAGAAUGGGACCACAAGAGAAGUGCCCGUGGAUCACAGUCCUCAGGCACAAGUGUGAUGGUGGACAUUGCAGUGAUGGGUGAAGCACAUGGACUGAUCUCAGACUUGCUGGCUGACCCUUCACUGCCCCCCAACACCUGCAGCUCACUGCGGGCCGUCAGUAACUUGCUCAGUACCCAGCUCACUUUUCAGCCCCUCCACCACCGGCCACGCCUCAGCCCCCUGCUGGCCUUCAGUGAUGGACACACCUGCUCUGACUCUGAAGAGACUCCUGAGAAGAGUGAGAGACUGGCCAUCCCUAAGCGCUUACGGCGGAGUUUGCCUCCUGGGCUUCUGCGGCGCAUUUCUUCUUCAUGGACGACUACCACCUCUGCCACGGGGCUUCCCACCAUUGAGCCUGGCCCAGUGAGGCGAGACCACAGUGCCAGCAUCAAACCCGUCCAUGACAGUCCCUCCAGCAGUAUGGUGAAUGAUUCCAGGAACAGCUCUGUCUUGCUCGCUGUCUCCAAAUCUAGGUCCAUGUCUGCCUCCUUUGCCACUUCGGGCCCCAACUACCUCUACAGCAAAGGAAGGCGAGGCUACCCUCCCUUUAGCAUCUCUCCCAUGGUCUCCCCAUGUCACUCGCCUCCAGUCCAGGGAACCCCAGUCAACAGUCCCACCACUAAAGCCCCCUCAGUGGACCUGCCUGACCCUGGAGCACUUCAGGGCAACUGCCCCUCACCACAGACCCCUCACCGAGCCUUAAUCCACAGUCAAAGCGCACCUACUUCCAGCACCACACAUUGGAUACCCCCACCCCUCUGUAGCAGCUGCGGAAGGCCGUAUAGCAAAAUGUGGCAUGGAGAGGGCUCUACAGACAAAGGUGACAAACCACAACCGUCAGAUGAUCCGGUGUUGGCGUCUUCUGACUAUGACAGCACCUAUGAGACCAAUCACAGUGACAGCAGCGAUUUUGCACAGAACGAGGAGGAUGGAGAGGCUCAAAGAAAGCCCUUUGACACGCAAGACUCAUGCGGAACAUUUCAAGCAGAGGCUUUGGUUCUGCACCCCUUAAUACCACCAGAGGAUAAGCCCAUUCUGGCCCCAGAACCACUGGUGAUGGAGGGUCUGGAGGGUCUUAUGAGUCAGAUUAACAAUUGGAAUUUCCCAAUUUUUAACCUGGUUGAGAAAACGCAUGGCAAGUGCGGUUGCAUCUUAAGUCAGGUCUCUUAUAGGCUGUUUGAAGAUACUGGUCUCUUUGAAACCUUCAAGAUUCCAGUGAGGGAGUUUAUGAAUUACUUCCAUGCCUUGGAAAAUGGUUACAGGGACAUCCCAUAUCAUAACAGGAUCCAUGCUACAGACGUCCUUCACGCGGUUUGGUAUCUAACCACGCAGGCUGUGCCUGGCUUGCCUACACUGGGCCACAACUCUGGAUCAGUCAGUGAGUCAGACUCUGUCAGUGGGAUCACUCAUGGUCACAUGGGUUAUGUGUUCUCUGAAACCUACCCACAAAUGGAGGAUGGCUAUGGCUGUCUCUCAGGGCUCAUUCCUGCCCUGGAGCUGAUGGCCCUGUAUGUGGCAGCAGCAAUGCAUGAUUAUGACCAUCCUGGCAGGACCAACGCCUUCCUGGUGGCUACCAGUGCUCCGCAGGCGGUGCUGUACAAUGACCGUUCAGUUCUGGAGAAUCACCAUGCUGCCUCUGCCUGGAAUCUCUUCAUGUCUCGGUCUGAAUACAACUUCCUGGCCAACCUGGACCAUGUGGAGUUCAAGCGCUUCCGUUUUCUGGUGAUUGAAGCCAUCCUGGCCACAGACCUGAAGAAGCACUUUGACUUUUUGGCAGAAUUCAAUGCUAAGGUGGGGCAUGAAGGUUGCUCGGGUAUCGACUGGUCCAACGAGAAUGACCGACUCCUGGUUUGCCAGAUGUGUAUCAAGCUGGCUGACAUUAAUGGGCCACUGAAGCACAAAGAUCUUCACCUUCAAUGGACGGAGGGCAUUGUGAAUGAAUUCUAUGAGCAGGGUGAUGAGGAGGCCAGUCUGGGAUUACCCAUUAGCCCCUUCAUGGAUCGCUCAGCUCCUCAACUGGCCAAGUUGCAAGAGUCCUUCAUUACGCACAUCGUUGGACCACUCUGCAGCUCCUAUGACACAGCAGCCCUCAUGCCAGGCCAGUGGGUAGAGCAUUUGCCAGAUGAGGCUGAAGAAGAAACUGGUGUGGAGGAAACUGAUGAGGAAGAUGAGGAUACAACUGAGGAAGAUGCCUCUACCAGUUCAGAGCAGUCUCAGAAACUGAUACCCAAAAAGCGACGAAAAGUCUUCUGUCAGAUUAUGCAGCACCUUUUGGAGAACCAUGACAUGUGGAAGAAGGUGAUUGCUGAGGAGGCCCAAAGUCAAACAGAGGAGACAGAGUCCUCGUGCCUCAACAAUGCCUCUGAGCCUAUUCUGGCCAUUCAUGAAGAGGAAGAGGAGACAGGAAGCAAGGAGGAGCUGACAGAGGACAAGGAAGAAGAAACAGAAGGAGAGGAGGAGAUGGGGCCAACAGAAGAGGAGCAAAUAAAGGAACAGACUAAAGAGACUGACGAGACAAUAGAGCACGAGACACUGGUCAGAAAAGACCAGGAUACUGUAAAUCAAGACACAGAAACUGUAGAAAAAGUGGGAGAGGCAUUGCAGGAAUGGGAUGAGACCUCAGAUGAACAGAGCAAGGGAGAUGGAGAGUGAAAGAGGGACUUAUAGUGUGUUAGAGUUGAGAGAAUUGACAGAAUGCUUUUGUUUCCAAACAAGACUCCUGAUUAAUGGUUGCCAGCACAUCACUUAGACACAACACUGUAGAUGCUUUAGGGGAACAUGUGCCUAAAGGAAACAGGGUGGGAGAGAUCUGAGUGUCUUGGGAUGGGGUUUACUUCACCAGGUCCAAAACAGUAGGGGGUGGUACUAAAGGUCAGGGCAUAGAAUAGCAUGAAAUUUCAUAUAUAAACGCAUAUAAAUAUAUAUAAUUUUUUUUUUACAUAUUUCCUUGAUCAGGUUUUUUUUGGUGGUGCCCACACUGCAACUUAGUGCUGAAGUGCCACUUAACCUCCAUGACAGGGGUCUCAGUGACCUGCACUUUAGGCCAUUCAUUUCAAUGAGCAUUUUCUGAAGAGCCUAGUAUCAAGUUGAGGAAGAUGGAUACUAGGACGGCGAGAAGUCCACCACCUUUUCUUUUAGUUGCCACUUGUUUGUCUGUGGAGGUAGGUAGCACAUCCCCCGAGUUUGCCAGCUGCAUUGCCACAAUAGUGAAUGUUCCAAGUGGGUGUCCUUGCUGCAUUUUACACUGCUUUGUUUUGAAUUACCAGUCAGCUUUUGUUUCUUGGUACCUUUUCCUUAGUUUCUGACCUGAAUCCUGUUCCUCAGGAGAAAUGACAUUGUAAAUAUUGUGUAACCCUUUUGCUCUUUUUGUUUUCUGCCAGUGCACAAUGGUGGGGGAAAGGAAAUCACUUGUUUUUAUACGCUAAACUGAUUUAAUCAAAGACCUCACUAUUUUCUACAGGGAAAUGUCUCACAAGAUAGUUUAAUACACACAGUUCUAUUCAUAGCACCUUGAAACUUAUGGUUCUACUUCCCAGCUCUUUUUCAAUUACAUGUGUAUGAUUCUUUAGUGAUGGAAGCAGUCUAACUGCUCAAAUUGCUCGUUCAUGGGCAAGCAAAUGUCUAAACCGAUCCCUUUCUGUCCCAAAGCAUGCCUUCGAUCCAACCCUCUUAUUUGACUAGCACUUUUCUAACUGUAGAAUCUUUGUCAUUGUAAAGGUGCUUCUACAUACUGGUAUAGUUCCUCACUUCUCACACAUGUGGUACAUUUGCACCAAGACAUUACUUGUAGCGAUCUCUAAUGAGUUAUGGUAAUCAAAAACAAAAAAAUGCAACAAGAUGUGCCUGGAGGCCAAAGAGCAAGUGAAGGGCUCUCACAGUCCCUGCAGUCGUACACUCUCUUUAAACAAGAAGGACCACUCAUGCUCCAGCUGACCAAGUAGCAGCCAUGUCCUAGAGGCAGUCUAGUCAUGCACACAGGCAUGUGAGCAGCUAAGAAAUGCCCAAUACAGCACCCCAUGGGAGCUGCACACGCAUGAGACAUGGAGCCAUGCACCACAAAGAGCCACAGCACCGAUAUGUGCUGCUUAUACUGUCUUUGAUGUGCAGGGAGAGGCAGAUUGGUUCUGACUGCAGAACAGGGAGAGGUAACGUGUCUUCUACAGGCCUUAUCUGCCCGUGCCCGAUACUGCCGCAGCAUAACUUUGAAGAGGAGCCAAUUAAAAAUGUGAGAUUGGGAGGUGGGAAUUGGGCGUUAGUCAUAUAUGUCAGUUCAGUCCAGCGUUCACUCUUUUUUGAAAUUUCAACUUCAUUUGCAGCGCAGUGUAGGCCUCAGUAGCAGCGGCCAGCACAGCAGAAUCCAAAAGAAUCUAAUGAAUUAUUCAAGCAAUACUGACACGAUCUGUAGAGUGAUGUUGUUUUUUAUGAAUGCUAUCAUAUUCUAAAGUGGGCCACAGCUUUUUUUUUUUCUAUUUUUUUUUUCCUAAAACAAUGCUGUUAUGCGUGCCAAAUAUGACUUCAAAAUGCUUCUUUAACUUCAUUGAAAGUAUGCAGCAGUGGAACUGUCUGAACGUCUGCUACAUUUUUUGGGCUUUUAAUGGGUCAUGAUUUUAUUUGCUUUGUUUUGGAGGACUUUAAUAUUGGGAAAUGGAAAACUAUGACAAUUAGGUCAGCGAUGGCCUGCUGAACAGUCGUAGUUCAAACAGUACAUCUGUGUGUGUCUGUGUGUGUGUGUGUGUGUGUGUGUGUGUGUGUGUGUGUGUGUGUGUGUGUGUGUGUGUGUGUGUGUGUGUGUGUGUGUGCGCGCAUGUGAACAUUAAAAUAAUAAGGCUUCAAAUUUCUUGUAGAUAUAGCUAUUUUAGUGCAAGGACAGUAGAUUUGUGUGAUCAGCAGGUACUGUCUCUAAGUGAUCCAUUCAAAUCAUGCUACUUUUCACCCCAAUAUCUGAGCAAUAUUCUCAUAUUCUAUUCCAUUCAUAUAUGCUAUCCUGUCAAUUAACCAUAGCUUUAAGAAACAGGGCCAUCUUGCUUUAAGUACGUUUAGAAGCCAUGAGUUUCUCAAGCCUGUUCAGUAGAAUCAGUGCCUAUUUCACAUUUUAACCUUCACCCCUAUUCCCCCAGUUCAGUGUCUGAGAUGUAAACAUAGUCAUUCAGAGUGUGAUGAUGUGAAAUGGUUCAUUGUAGUGAGACUUACUGACUUGAUUUUUACAGUGGUGGUGAUAGUAAACAGGGCUCACUAUGACCCUAUGUCUACAACACAAAUAUAGCCAUUUGUGACUAUCCAAAACCACCAGCAAACCUACAGACAAGUUUUUUUGUGGACUGUCUACCACAUAACACUGUGCAUGCCCCCCCCCCCCCCCCCCCUAAACUUUAAAAACAAUGUCUCAGGCAUCAGGAAGUGUAUUUGUAACACUUCGCAUUUCUUUAGCAUUCUGAGGAUUCACAUCAAACCACUCUGAAUUACUUUGUUGACACUUUAACAAUAUAAUUAAGCCGGAAAAACAAAGAAAUCAGAAACAGGAGUGGAAUUUUCUCCUUAACAUAAUAGCCAAGACCCCUUUUUUCCAUUAUAUAUCUACCACUUUGUACUAGAGCAUCAAAAGAAACUUGACAAAACUGGGGAAAUCAGACGGUCUAAUAGGGCGCUGAAAAAAGUCUGGCCACAACAGUUUAAUCCAUGGCUUCGUCAUGUGAUUAGACAGAGACAGAUAGUGUUUAUGUUGCCAUCACACAGCUGUGUUGUACUGCAUGCACCUCUCUUUCUGAUGGCCCUCCUCCCACUGUUUGGCCUUCAGUUUAAUUAGAACAGUCAAGCUUCUCUCUGGUAUUUCUGUUCUGUCGUUAUGUGCAUCAUACAGAACAUCCUGGCACAUUUCUUUCUGAUUUGCUGUAUAUUUUGCUUGUUUUAAUCAUUCUGCAGACAAGUGUACAUUCCACAACACAAACAUAGGGGGGUAAAGGCAUUUCAGGGUGUUUUGUGAGCCUCCAAGCCCUACUGUAUUGUUAUGUGUUCCAGAGAUGUGCAAUAGCUCGCUCACUCAGGCACUGGGGUAAAAUUAAACAAAUGCACCAUAUUCAUCCAUCAGGACCUCUUUGCAUUCCAAGUCACAACAGUCAGUUUGGGUAGAGAGGUAUUGUCAGGCGCAUCAGCGGAGUUGUAGAAUACGAAUACGCCUUUCACAAAAAGUAUAGUUCUUCCUUCGUUGUCAUUCUUAAUCUAUAUUUUCUUCAUAUUCCUGUUCCUAGCUGGUUUGGCCUAUGUCACUCUGUAGCUAUUGCCAGCCCGUAUGUCUUAACCUAUAUGCAUCUGCUAACUGUAGUCACUGGGCACUCUUUUCUUUCACCAAAAGUAACAAACAAGCUUUACACCUCUCUCAAAAUGAGAAAUGAGACUUGUACUUUUUUAUAUGUAGUGGGCACCUCACUGACUAAAUAAUUAUUUUUCUUCUCACUAGUAUGUUGCACUUAAUACAUAUAGCAAUACCUAUAGAAAGGGGAGCUGUGUAAUUCACCAGUAUUCAUUAAGUGAAAUACUCAUUUUAUUGCUGGUUAUGGUUCCAUUUUGUACAAAACAAUAUGCUGUACAGGUAUAAAGGGAGGAGGCCGAAAAGGAAAAAAAUGACAAAUGUCUUUUGGAUAAACUUUAUUUAUUUUUACUGUUUUGUAAUUUAGACACUAAACUGUAGCUCCUUCUAUGGCCAGAAAUGCUGGAAGUGCCUCUUGGUAUAAUGUAUUAUACAGUAAAUAUAUAUUAUUAGAACUUGUCACAAGCUGAAAUUGUGGAUGUUGUAAUGUGAAUACAGUUUAAUAACGUGUUAAA
Messenger RNA from Pygocentrus nattereri (red-bellied piranha), 8820 nucleotides. It is a transcript of the gene pde3a, whose product is annotated as phosphodiesterase 3A, cGMP-inhibited. The coding region runs from base 1069 to 4653 and encodes 1194 amino acids. Gene Ontology annotation, molecular function: 3',5'-cyclic-AMP phosphodiesterase activity. The transcript is spliced from 16 exons. Lineage: Eukaryota; Metazoa; Chordata; Actinopteri; Characiformes; Serrasalmidae. Gene Ontology annotation, biological process: positive regulation of oocyte development; oocyte maturation. Gene Ontology annotation, cellular component: cytosol. The record is from RefSeq and is a predicted model, not a curated record.